GUUAAAUGUGCACAGUACUGGCCAACAGAUGACCGAGAGAUGGUGUUUAAGGAAACGGGAUUCAGUGUGAAACUCUUGUCUGAAGAUGUGAAAUCAUAUUACACAGUACAUCUACUACAGUUAGAACAUAUCAAUAGUGGUGAAACCAGAACAAUAUCUCACUUUCAUUAUACCACCUGGCCAGAUUUUGGAGUUCCUGAGUCACCAGCUUCAUUCCUAAAUUUUUUGUUUAAAGUUAGAGAAUCUGGCUCCUUGAGCCCUGACCACGGACCUGCAGUGAUCCACUGCAGUGCAGGCAUUGGGCGCUCUGGCACCUUCUCUCUUGUCGACACCUGCCUUAUUCUAAUGGAAAAAGGAGAUGAUGUUAAUGUGAAACAAGUAUUACUGAACAUGAGAAAGUAUCGAAUGGGACUUAUUCAGACCCCAGACCAGCUCAGAUUCUCCUACAUGGCCAUAAUAGAAGGAGCAAAGUACAUAAAAGGAGAUUCAAAUAUACAGAAACGGUGGAGAGAACUUUCUAAAGAAGAUUUAUCUCCUAUUUAUGAUCAUUCACACAAUAGAACAAUGAUUGAAAAGUACAAUGGGAAGAGAAGAGGUUCAGAAGAUGAGAAAUUAACAGGACUUCCUUCUAAGAUGCAAGACACUGUGGAAGAGAACAAUGAAAGUAUUCUGCGGAAACGCAUCCGAGAGGACAGAAAGGCUACUACAGCUCAGAAGGUGCAGCAGAUGAAACAGAGGCUAAAUGAAACUGAACGAAAAAGAAAAAGGCCAAGACUGACAGACACCUAAAUGUUCAUGACUUGAGACUAUUCUGCAGCUAUAAAUUUUGAACCUUUGAUGUGCAAAGCAAGAGCCGAAGCCCACUCCGGAAACUAAAGUGAGGCUUGCUAACCCUGUAGAUUGCCUCACAAGUUGUUUACAAAGUAAGCUUUACAUCCAGGGGAUGAAGAAAGCCACCAGCAGAAGACUUGCAAACCCUUUAAUUUGAUGUAUUGUUUUUUAACAUGUGUAUGAAAUGUAGAAAGAUGUAAAAGAAAUAAAUUAGGAGAGACUACUUUGUAUUGUACUGCCAUUCCUAAUGUAUUUUUAUACUUUUUGGCAGCAUUAAAUAUUUUUAUUAAAUAGA
Messenger RNA from Psammomys obesus (fat sand rat), 1126 nucleotides. RefSeq names its product tyrosine-protein phosphatase non-receptor type 2. NCBI's taxonomy places the organism in Eukaryota, Metazoa, Chordata, Mammalia, Rodentia, Muridae. The record is from RefSeq and is a predicted model, not a curated record. Gene Ontology annotation, molecular function: protein tyrosine phosphatase activity. Gene Ontology annotation, biological process: protein dephosphorylation.